AUGCUCCGUUCGUCUCGCACCGAGUUUCCAGAGUUUCCAGAGAUCAAGAGGCGUUUGUCCGAACAGAUGUUACUUGGUCCUUAUAACAAAAUAAUCAAGUAUACGUCGAUUCCAGUCAUGCCACCGCUUCUGACACCUUCGAUUGAUGAAAAAGUUUCUGAACUACUUGGACCGUUCCAUUUUUUGAUGAAAUUCACACUAUUGGACUGUUCCAUGAAAACGAAAAGAUGUUUGCCACGUCUUAUUGCGGUUCUAAUAAUUAUCCUUUUAUCAGCGAGAGUUGGAAUUUUGAUGAUUCUUUCCAAAGGAAAUGCUCUCUCAUUCGCUUGGGCAGAGUCAAACUUCUUCGGAUUCCCUGCAAUUUUUACUCAGUUUUGCGGUAUUUGUCUUUUCAAUUGGACUCGAACACGAUUCAUUGAACACUUUUCGGAAAAACUGGCACAAAUUCGAAUUCUUCGUUCGGAGCCAAAUCAGAACAUGGAUAAUUAUCAGAGGGUGCACGCUCUAGCUUUGAUUCUUUCAAUUCCUUGGUUUGGGGCAUCUACUUCUUGGAUCCUUUUCAAUUUCUUUCAGGGUAAAAUCUUUCACGGAGGAGAUGAUGCUGACAUAAUUCUCCGUGCACUACUCGUUGGAUCCAGUGUUUACAUUUGGUUUAUUUCUACAAUUUGCCUGGUUUACUAUUUUGUGAUUUUCGAUGCACUCAACAGAGAAGUCACAUAUUUCAAUGAAGAACUGGAGAAAGCAAAGAAGGAAAGGAUUCUGACGACUGCUGGAGUACUGGAAAAGUUCGAUAUCCGUCAAUACGAGAUAUUUAAUCUCAUUAUAUUCACAAAUCACGCUUUGUCGUUUUUCGGAAGCUUGGUCCCACUUUUUUUAUUUUAUGGAUUGGUGAACGGUGUCUACUUAACAACAUUUAUUGAAACAACUCCUCUUAUCUACUUUGGAAUUCUUGGAUUCAAUCUCGCGGCCAUUAUGUUUUACAACCUCACUAUGCUCUUCCCAACAUGUGCUCUCCAAGAACAUCUCACUACUACAAACAAGAUUCUGAUAAACAACGAUGAAAUUGGAAGAUGUCAAGAUCCAAUUGUCUACCAAACCUACCGAAUUAUGAUUGAUCGUGUUCAGAAGGUUGAUACAAAGAUUCAUGUUGUCGGUGCUUUUCCAAUAACUAAAGCAGUACUUGCUGCUGCAAUGUUUGUUGUUCCUAAUCUCGGGUUUUUACUUGUAAUUAUCAAAAAAGUUAUUGUAGCUAAUGGAGGAGUUGUAUGA
Molecule: messenger RNA, 1269 nt
Organism: Caenorhabditis remanei
Lineage: Eukaryota; Metazoa; Nematoda; Chromadorea; Rhabditida; Rhabditidae
Exons: 6
Coding region: 1-1269 (422 amino acids)
Source: RefSeq, a predicted model, not a curated record